AUGUACCAAGCCAUCCAUGUGCCUCGUGGAGCUGCGUUGCUGCAUCAGAUUCUCCACCAGCUAGGCCAGAGCUGCCCUUGGCAAGAAAAGAGCCAACCGGACCAGCAGACCAAGUCGACCGAGGAGAGGAGAAGCCUAAACCUGGCAAACUCCAGAUCGGCUGGGCCGCUUUCGAUUGACUACUUGGCGACUACUACUACUAGAACGUUAUUAUCAAGCCUCUCCCCAUCUCCAUCUCCAUCUCCAUCUCCCAUCUCCCAUCUCACAUCAUCCACAUCCCAGCCGCCGCUCUCCUGCUCCUCUCGUCGUCCUUCUCCUCACUUCGGGCACGGCAUCACCAAGACCAGCAGCGACGUCGAACCGGGGGCUCGAAUUCUGCCGAGUGACACUCCGCCACCGGGCCUUGUCAAAAGCCCACUCCAUUGGCCGGAAACGAGGCUUAAGCGUGGCGCUGCCGCUCUCUGGUAUCCUGCCCACCUGGAGACUGGCACCAUCACAGGAGCUAGCACUCGACUAGUACCUGCUAAGUACUGGGUAGUCCAGUGCGGCUCGACCAAGGGAACGAGUCCUGGCGGCCCUUUUUUCGCCUCCCGCGCAAAGGAAAAGGCGCCAUUGGGGGAACAAGGCAAAACGACUCGCAGAAGGGAGGCUAUUCGCCCGCUCCCUCUUGAACCCGCAGGCACCCCUCACAAUACGCCUGCUUGCCGUUCCGUUUCUUCUCUCAGCUCUGCUUGUCGAGUGCCAAUAUCAAACCCCUUGCGAGAAAAGAAGAAGCCCCGACGCGAGCAUCACCACGACGAGGGAGAGCAAAGCCCAGCCGCAGCAACGAGACGGCGCCGUACUCUCUUUAACUUCUUUUUCUCCAUUUUCCUCUCGACUUUUCCUCCUCAAUCUACCUACAGGAGGACAUUCCAAAUCGACUUUCUUUCCCCUCCAUCUACCUCUUCUUCCGCCGACAGCGACACAGCGAACACGAAUACGGAAGACGCGGACGGCGAUAACAGUGACGGCAUCGCCCGCCGAAAAAUACCGAGCGAGCGAGAUAGCCCAGAAGGAAGGAAACGCUCGGCUCAUCUAGCCUUCGGCUUCGAGGAAGCAUCAACUAUGGAUUCCUUUAUCCACGUUGCCGGCUGGUCUCAGCACUUUCCCUCAUCGUCAGCCAGAUCACUCAGCCACCUCCGGUCAAUAUCAACUGUACCAGGAACCGGUGACGAUUCAUCGUCAACAUACAGGCCUCGACCGCCGCCCAAAUCGCCGUCGGUUUCGAAUCUGCCCAUCAUUUCAUUCGCGUCAAGAGCUGCCUCAUACUUCCCCUCCCACGAGAUGAGCACACUACCCGAUCCGCGAAUACGAACCGCCAGCUCGUCUAACAACGGACUCCGGCCUUCAACUGCACACCCGGACCUAAGCAAAACCGAUGGCGAUGGCGCUUCUACCAACUCUCAACAUCCCGGACUCAGCGACGAAGUUGCUACGCUCAGCACAAAACUUAUCAACGCCAUCAACCACCAAACUGCACUUGAUGAUACACUAUCAGCGACUCGUCAUGAGCUCGAGAAUUCCCACGGACGCAUCCGCGAGCUGGAGGCCCAGAUUGCCUCUCAGCGCGAGAUGAUGGCCGGUGACGUCUGGAUCCGCAAGACAACGUUGGACAGCGAGCGAAAAGUCUGGUUGACAGAGAAGAAGUCAAUAGAAAAGAAGCUUUCUGAGGAGACAACAGGCCGAAUAGAAACGGAGAGGGAGAAGCGAAAGAUUGAGCAGGAGCUGGAAAACCUCACAACAGCUCUCUUCGAGGAGGCAAACAAGAUGGUCAUUGCUGCCAAGGAAGACGCCCAGUUCCAGCAUGACGUGUUGCAGAAGAAGAACGACCAGCUCAAGGCUCAGCUCGCAGAUUCCGAGAGCCUUCUCAAGUCUCAACAGGAGCAGCUUUCCGAGCUGAAGCACGUCCUCGAGACCAUGGUGAUGGAGCGCGACGACCAAAGCAACAACAACAACACAACCCCGUCAACUCCAGGUGUCGAAGCCAAGGAGGAAGACAAAUCUCUCCAGGAGAAGCCAAUGCCAUCUGCUCCGGGACACCACGCCGAAACACACCAUACUCCGGCCCCUCCGACCAGCCUUACCCAUCUUAUCCAACCUGUCUUGCGGACCGAUAUUGCUGGAUAUGAGGAUUUUGUCGCCCUCGCUCGUCUUUCGCACCAGCGCCCUGGAAACCGUGGAUCCGCUGGCUCUAUUGGCGGAUUCAUCGGACUAGGCGGCUCAACCUCCAGCGCUCACCUCUCUAAUGCCUCUACCUCGUCGUUGAGCGCCUUUUCAAACCUCGCCCCAAGCACUAGCAGCAGCACGCCGCAAUCUCCAAACGCAUCCGCAAAUGCAAACGCAUCCAUCACCAGCGCUACAUCGACUCCUUCGACGAUUCCCCAACUCAAGGACACUCGCUUUUUCAAGCGCGCCCUGACCGAAGACGUUGAGCCCACACUGCGUCUUGAUGCCGCUCCAGGAUUGUCGUGGCUGGCUCGCCGCACUGUCUUGGCUGCCAUGGCCGAUGGCUCGCUGGUGGUUGAACCAAUCCCAGCGCCGCCGACGACUCCAAGCUUCCUCCCCGUCCCUAAGCCGCAGUUUUAUCCCUGCUCUUUGUGUGGCGAGAGUCGUAAAGAUGCAGAGUACCUGCGCACUUACCGCUUCCGGACAAGCGAAACUGAUUCUGCGCAGCGAUAUCCUCUUUGCGGCUACUGCACCGUUCGCGUUCGAUCCACCUGCCAGUUCCUGGGGUUCCUUCGUAUGGUCAAGGACGGAUACUGGAGGGCCGACGAUGAAGAGAACGAGAAGGCCGCCUGGGAGGAGAGCGUGCGUCUGAGGGAGCAAAUGUUCUGGGCUCGCCUGGGAGGUGGUGUUGUCCCCGUUUCCCAUGGAGAGACACACGCGGAGGCGUCCCACAGCCGUCAGCCAAGUCAGGAGCGGGCCAUCGAUGCCUCUACCGAUGUGUCAACCAACGUUCACGUUCCCACUGAUGUGGAGAUCCCACCCGAAGCUGAUGUGCCGGCCGAUGCUGAUGUCUCAACCGACGUCGAGACGUCAACCGAUGUUGACGCAUCUACAGACAAGGAGGAAGAUGCCUCCGUUGCCGACACCAGCUUCGACACAGCUCCCCCCUCAGAGAUUGAGGACGAUGACACUAGCGAGUUCGACUUGGAACGCCGCGUUUCUACGGAUGAACCUCACACACCCCCGGACCAGACUGACGGCACCAAGCCUCUCCGCUACUCGGUUCAGUCCCUGACCCUGAGUGCUAUUAGCACCUCGGGAUCCGAGGCCACCAAGCGCCUGUCUACGACCACCGUCAUCGAGAACUAA
This is a messenger RNA of Trichoderma aggressivum f. europaeum, 3354 nucleotides long. RefSeq lists its product as uncharacterized. The transcript has 4 exons. Gene Ontology annotation, cellular component: Golgi to plasma membrane transport vesicle; cell tip. Lineage: Eukaryota; Fungi; Ascomycota; Sordariomycetes; Hypocreales; Hypocreaceae. The coding region runs from base 1 to 3354 and encodes 1117 amino acids. The record is from RefSeq and is a predicted model, not a curated record. Gene Ontology annotation, biological process: exocytosis. Gene Ontology annotation, molecular function: guanyl-nucleotide exchange factor activity.